This is a messenger RNA of Racocetra persica, 187 nucleotides long. The record is from the annotation of a GenBank genome assembly. Lineage: Eukaryota; Fungi; Glomeromycota; Glomeromycetes; Diversisporales; Gigasporaceae.
AAAGAUGUUCAAGUGUUGUGGUAUCUCAGUAGCAAUGGAUGGGUCUGAAGAUGAUUUGGUGUUUGAUUAUGAAGCUUUGGGUGAAGAUUUGAAAAAUGUGAAUGAAGAAAAUAUCAAAGAAUUGAAUGCAAAUGAUAUUAGCGACAAGGAGUAUGAAAAAACUGAGGUUGAUAACGAUUGGGAAUAA